Messenger RNA from Pocillopora verrucosa, 948 nucleotides. RefSeq names its product L-threonine ammonia-lyase-like. Gene Ontology annotation, molecular function: threonine deaminase activity; L-serine ammonia-lyase activity. Gene Ontology annotation, biological process: L-serine catabolic process; L-threonine catabolic process. NCBI's taxonomy places the organism in Eukaryota, Metazoa, Cnidaria, Anthozoa, Scleractinia, Pocilloporidae. The record is from RefSeq and is a predicted model, not a curated record.
AUGGAGGAAUGCAAAGAAGAACUGGCCUUAACUGACAUUUACAUGGCUAGAGUGAGAAUGAAAAAGAGAUUUCGGCCAACUCCAUGCCUGACGACCUGUUUUGGAGUCGACUUCGGAAUUGAUGUCCUCGUAAAAGAAGAGAAUCUUUCCCCAACCGGCAGUUACUUUGACAGAGCAGUUCUAAACUCUCUCCUAGUUUUACCAGAGGAUCAGAAACGUCGAGGAGUUAUCACAGCAUCAGAAUGUAGGCCCUUCAUCCGAGCACUGUUCUAUUACGGGCCCAAACUCGGGAUACCCGUGACCGUAGUAGUACCUCUAGGAAGUGAAAUUCAGCAACAAUUGUUGAGCAAACCUGGGAAAAACAUUGUGAGCUGCGGGAGUGAUUUAGAUGAGGCAAAAAGAUGCGCAGAGGAACUUAGAAGAGGAGUUAGACUGGAAUAUAUAGAUAGUGACCACAGCCUCACCAUGCUAGCUGGCCUAGGUACCCUGGGGUUCGAGAUCCUAGAACAAUGUGACUGUCACUUGGACGCAGUUGUCGUUCCUGGGAGUGACGCAAACCUUCUUAGAGCGCUACGAUAUUCUAUAAAAAGGAUUUUCCCUCAAAUUAAAGUAAUGGGUGUAAAAGUCAAGGAAAAAGAGUCUGCAAGAGAUUCGACUGAUGCGCUAAACGAUGUACUUGAAAUCAGCGACGUGCACAUUUCAAGAACGGUCUUACGAGUUUUGGAAAAGAAAGGUUUCCUCCUUACUACGGAGGGUGUGUCAGGAAUGGCAGCUGUCUUAACCGGAAAACUUACUCAGCUCAGAAAUGGACGGGUGGUAGUGGUAUUUUCCGAGUCCUCGUUACCCAGUCUUUUCCAGUUGGAACAGUUCAUCAAUGAAGGCCUGGCUAAAGGUGAUAGAUGUCCUAGUGUCCCCACCCCUGUUGCAAUGGACGUACUCAUCGAGUAA